AUGAAAUCAUAAAAUUUAGAAACGAUAGAAUUGUAAGGUAAUCCUGCUUCUAGAAUGGAUGAUGAUGAUCUUGUAAGAUAACAUGGAAGACUUUCACAUUUAUUUUAAACUCUUUCAGCAAAUUCAAAGAUUGGGAAAAAGAAGUCAACAAUUAUUGGGAGAUCAAAAAAAAAUGCUUUUGAAGAUAGCAGCACUACAAGACUAUAUUUUGAAAGAUAUAGAGUGUUAGAAUUAGGAAGAAUGUUGACUAUUUGUGCUAGCAUUGUGCUUACAGUUCUUGAAGUUAAUUAUUGAUAAAUAAUAAAUAGUAUGAGGUUUCAUUUGGAUAUCAGUUAACGGAUAGAUAUGAAGAAGAAAUAAAAACAUUAUUAUACCUGAUUCUAUUCUUAACUAUUAUAUCUAGUAUAUUAUUUUCAUUUAUAUAGUUCUUAUGACUUUUAUGGCAUAUUUAGCAGAACUUGAAUUUUAGAAACGAUCUCUUAGAGUUCCAAAAGAUUCCAAUAUAUUUUAAACAAAUCUUAUUCCUCUUUUGUUAAUAGAAACUGCUAUACUUCUACCUUGUCCAACGCCUUUUACUAGGGGAUAUAAAGUUUCAUUCACUCAACGAUAUGAUGAUUAACCAAGAUUCUAUUUCAUAAAUGAGAUAUUAACUUUUAUAAUGCUUUUUAGAUCAUUACUUAUUUUAAAUAUAGCAUUUAAGUUCCAAUCAUUUUAUUCAAAUAGAGUAAAUAGAUUAUGGUAUUUAUUUUAUUUUAUUUUAGUGGUAUAUAUUAAGUAGAAUUUGGUCCUCAUUUCAUAUUUAAAGUUGCUAUUAGAGAGAAUCCAUAUUCAACUCUUUGUGGAUUAUUUUCUCUAGGAAUAUUUAUGUUUUCUUACUAAUUAGAAAUAUCAGAAAGAUCGUUAUUAAGAACAUCAAUUGAAAUUGGUAAUUAUUACACUAAAAAUUCAUUAUGGGUUUGCAUGAUAACUAUUUUCACAGUCGGCUAUGGAGAUAUUUAUCCAACUACUGAACUUGGAAGACUUUCUAUGACAUUAGGUUUAUUUUAUGGAGUAGCCUUAACAUCACUUUUUACAGCUAUAUUAUAUGCAGAUUUGCAACCAUUUGUUUCCGAAUUAAAAUCUAUUACAUUAUUAGAUAAAACUAACUUAAAAUUUCAAAUUAGAUAGGCUGCUGAAAAUGCUCUAUUAAAUUGCUAUAAACUUCAUAUGUAUCUCAAAAAUCAUCAAGUAAAUAUUAUAAAUGAUCCUGCAUCUACAAUUAGAAUUAAUCAAAUCUAAUCAUCUUUAUAAGAAAGCACAUCACUUAUAAGGUAAGAGAUAUUUAUUAUUCAAGAAAUUAUCGAUCUAUUGAUACUGAAGAUAUUAUUUCUAUGGCUGAUCGAUAUUUUAAAGAUAUGAACAACAAAAUUAAAGAUUUUAGAGAAAUGCUUUAGAAAAUGAAAUAUCAACAAAUUUCUAUCAAUUAAAGAGACACUUCUAAAUUAAUGUCUAUAUAAAAAUAAUGUCAUACAAUCACUGCUGCUAGUUGUGAAGUUAAAAGCAAAGAUGACAAUUAUUUUGAAUAGUUAAUUGACUCUGAAUCUGACCAUUCUGAAUUAAUGUAGUUCAACGAAGAUGAAUGA
Paramecium sonneborni is the source of this 1622-nucleotide messenger RNA. The record is from the annotation of a GenBank genome assembly. NCBI's taxonomy places the organism in Eukaryota, Ciliophora, Oligohymenophorea, Peniculida, Parameciidae.